AGGCACACCCCUAAUAAGUCGCACCACCAUUAUUCCUCCUCAACUCGUGCAUUUUCCUCCCCAUCACUCCAAUCCAAUCCAUGCUAGCGUGCUCUCCACGUCUACCGCUCCGGCCAUCUCUGCCGCUCCUCGAUACCUCCACCAACCCUGCACGUCGGAUCUCUCCAUUCAAUCCAUCUCCCGCCGUUCAUUUCGCCACCAUGUAUCGCGGAGUGGUAACCAGAUCGCUGAGCGCGGUGACUCGCAGCAGCCGUCGGAUCUCGUCAGCGGCACCCUCGAGGCGCCUCCACCAUUUCAGCAGCCAGCGCCUCCCGUCCUGCACUCCCGAGAUCGCCCCCGUUUUCGGAUCGACCAGCGGGAAAGCCUCGUUGCUGGCAGGUUGCAAUCGCAGCCGUUGGAUCCACCCGUCGUUUGCGGCGCGAGGGUUCGCGACGUCGUCGAGCGACGCGGGGCUGCUGAAGGUUCUUAAAGCGGAGCUGGAGCACGAGGAGCAGGACUACGAGCCGCCCGAGGAUCUAAAGGAGGGCCCCCCCGCGGAGUGGACGGUGGAGGAGCAGGGCGGCACGAUCGACGCCGUGCUGCGCAGGGCGUACCAGGGGGAGGCCAUAUCCGUCGUCGCGGCGUUCGCUGACGACGAGGACGCGUACGGGAACGAGGGGGAGGGCGAGGGGGAGAGCGAGGAGGAGGAGGAGGAGGCGGAGGCGGAGCGCCUGACGCCGCUGUCCGUGCGGGUGACCGUUACAAAGAAGGCGGAGCAGCCGGAGCUGGAGAUCGACUGCGUGGUGGACGGCAACAGUUGGAUUAUUCAGGACGUGCGGCUGGAGGACGCGGAGGUGCCUGAGGACGGCAUUCCCUAUGGCGGCCCGCAGUUCUCCACGCUGGACCCGGUGCUGCAGGAGCAGUUUGACUCGUUCCUGCGGCGGCGGGGCUUCAGCCCGGCGCUGGCGGACUACCUGCGGCGGUACCUGGAGGACAAGGAGCAGCGCGAGUACGUGCGCUGGCUCAAGAGGCUCGGGGCCUUCGUGGUGCAGAAAUGAGGGGGAGAGGAGAUGUGGGGGAAAUGCGGUUACAUGGGGGGAGCGGUGGGGGAUGGGGAGGAAGGUACUACCUGGAGGAGGAGCAGCGCGAGUACGUGCAUUGGCUCAAGCGUGGCGGUGCACAAUGACGCUGGAGUUCCGGGUGCCUGACCAGUGCUGGACGUUCUUGGCUUGCAGUGCUCCCUGGCUGCGUCAGGGUUCUGAAUCUCUUUGUUCUAGGCCUUAAUAUUGUGGUGGUCAAUCUGUCUUUUGGUAGAAAUGAGUCACACUGAGCUAGGCAUGAAAAUAUGAUUCUCCAGCAACACAAACAAAAUCAACACUACUAU
Closterium sp. NIES-67 is the source of this 1363-nucleotide messenger RNA. Lineage: Eukaryota; Viridiplantae; Streptophyta; Zygnematophyceae; Desmidiales; Closteriaceae. The record is from the annotation of a GenBank genome assembly.